GUUCAGUUGAUCUCAUCGCACAGCAGGAGAUUAUCUCCCCUUAACACCAUAUUGUGAAAUUCCAUGGUGAUCCCACACUGUGCCAUGUUUAUCCUAUGUUUAUAUACAGUAUUAUAGUACCUAGUUGAAAUUCUGCUGACCCCCUGGGCUGGGAUUGAGCAUCUGUAAAGAAACAAGUUCGUUUCUGUCUAGCUAAGAAAAGACUAAACAUACUUUUAAAUGAAGAGUAACUACAGGUCUCUGAUUUCUACUGAGCUUACAAGAAUACAUUUCAGUGCCUGGCCUGUAUUGACCUUUAGAUGGCCUUGGUGCGAGGGCAUUAUGGCCUAUUUAUCCAAAGAGAAUGACUCACUCCUACACCCUCUGCCAAAAAUGGUUAUUAAUAAACUGCCUGUUGUUGGUGUGCAGACAACUUUAAUAACUAGACGAAUGGGAGACCUAGCUUUAUCUAUGUGUGAGUUCACCACAAAGAGCAGGUGUGUUUAAAUUUGACUUGAAAAAGAAGAACGGCUGGGAACAAAAAUAAUAAAUAAUAACUAAAAAAGUCACUGGUGUUUGUCUCACCGAUGUAACAGGUCUGAAAUAACAGAAUGCUUGCAGAACCCCCCCCCGCCACACUGCAUUAUCCUUGGUUCUUUUAAUAGCAUGGAAACAGGAGAGAGCAGCUGCCCCUCAACCUCCCAACGGCAUUCUCUGACCAACUCGCUCCAUAUUCUCUGGAGACUGAAAUCAUCUCUACAAACGCACUCCCAGACAUCAGGAGCAUACAAACGCAGUCCCUGACUUUCUGACACACCUGCUAAAAUCACACUGCCGAACUCUCCAACAAGCACAGCUUAGCAUUCAGCUCAGUCAUGGCAGAUAAAAAGGCCCCCAGCAAAGUAGGUAUGGUAAAAAAGAAAGAAAAGAAAGAAAAGAAAGUGGAGACAAAGCCUGCUGAAAAGGAGGAGAAAAAAGCAGAGACCAAGGCUGAAAAGGAGAAAGAGAAGGAUGAGAAGAUGAAAAAGAAGCCAGAGAAGGCCCCAGAAAAGCCAAACGCAGAGGACAAUACGCCAAAUGGAAAUGGGGAGACAGCCGAAGGAGCACAGGGAGGCACCGAGGAUGGAGAAUUUCAGUUUGAGCCUAUAGAGCUACCUCCAUUUGAGAUCAUCAUAGGAGAUCGACUCAACCCCAACUUCUUCAAGUUCCAGUUCAAAAACGUGGAGUACUCUUCUGGCCGCAACAAGACCUUCCUGUGCUACCAGGUGGACAUACAGAGUAGCUCAGGAGAACCCGAUGGUGUCCGGGGUUACCUAGAGGAUGAGCAUUCUGGCACUCAUGCUGAAGAGGCAUUCUUCCAACAGGUGCUGCCCCAGUAUGACAAAUCACUGUGCUACACGGUCACCUGGUACACAUCAUCCAGCCCCUGUGCCGCGUGUGCUGCUAAACUGGGAGAGAUAUUGAGAGUCCGCAAGACACUACGCCUUAACAUCCACUGCUCCCGCCUCUUCCUGUGGGAAGAACCGGAGGUGCAGGUGGGGCUAAAGGCUCUGGCACAAGCAGGGUGCAAACUAAGGAUGAUGAGACCUGUGGACUUCACCUACGUUUGGUCCACUUUUGUAGAGAACGAGGAAGACAACUUUACACUCUGGGAGGACUGUCAAGAGAGCUACGAGUACUAUGAUGAGAAGCUCACUAACAUUCUGCAAUAGGGUAAAUAGAGCACUUAACCCCUCACUGUAAUCUUGUAUUGUGCUUUGUUUUUGGUCAAGAAUGAUGUAAUAAAAUUAACUACAUCAGUUUUUAAAGACGCCAUAAUGAUGCUUAAUAUAAGCAUUUACGCUCAAAUUAAACUAGCGGAUGCAA
Messenger RNA from Pygocentrus nattereri (red-bellied piranha), 1845 nucleotides. It is a transcript of the gene apobec2b, whose product is annotated as apolipoprotein B mRNA editing enzyme, catalytic polypeptide-like 2b. Lineage: Eukaryota; Metazoa; Chordata; Actinopteri; Characiformes; Serrasalmidae. The coding region runs from base 855 to 1691 and encodes 278 amino acids. The record is from RefSeq and is a predicted model, not a curated record. Gene Ontology annotation, molecular function: RNA binding; cytidine deaminase activity. Gene Ontology annotation, cellular component: nucleus; cytoplasm. Gene Ontology annotation, biological process: cytidine to uridine editing. The transcript is spliced from 2 exons.